This is a messenger RNA of Condylura cristata (star-nosed mole), 1993 nucleotides long. It is a transcript of the gene CHRNE, whose product is annotated as cholinergic receptor, nicotinic, epsilon (muscle). Bases 1 to 1440 code for a protein of 479 amino acids. Gene Ontology annotation, molecular function: acetylcholine-gated monoatomic cation-selective channel activity; transmembrane signaling receptor activity. The transcript has 12 exons. Lineage: Eukaryota; Metazoa; Chordata; Mammalia; Eulipotyphla; Talpidae. Gene Ontology annotation, biological process: nervous system process; signal transduction; monoatomic ion transmembrane transport. The record is from RefSeq and is a predicted model, not a curated record. Gene Ontology annotation, cellular component: synapse; neuron projection; postsynaptic membrane.
AUGGAAGGAGCCAGAGGUGCCGGGGAGAACGAGGAGCUACGUCUUUAUCACCAUCUCUUUGACAACUAUGACCCAGGAUCCCGGCCAGUGAGCGGACCUGAGGACACUGUGGUCAUCACCCUCAAGGUUACCCUGACCAACCUCAUCUCACUGAAUGAGAAAGAGGAGACCUUGACCACCAGUGUCUGGAUUGGAAUUGACUGGCAUGAUUACCGACUCAACUACAGCAAGGAUGACUUUGGGGGCAUAGAAACGAUACGGGUCCCUGCAGAACUCGUAUGGCUGCCAGAGAUUGUGCUGGAAAAUAAUAUUGACGGUCAGUUUGGCGUGGCCUACGACGCCAACGUGCUGGUCUACCAGGGUGGCUACGUGAGCUGGUUACCGCCGGCCAUCUACCGCAGCACCUGCGCCAUAGAGGUCACCUACUUCCCCUUCGACUGGCAGAACUGCUCGCUCGUUUUCCGCUCUCAGACAUACAAUGCCGAAGAGGUGGAGUUCAUCUUUGCUGUGGACGAUGAAGGCGAGACCAUCAGUAAGCUCGAUAUCGACACUGAGGCCUAUACUGAGAAUGGCGAGUGGGCCAUCGACUACUGCCCGGGAGUGAUCCGCCGCCACGAUGGUGGCUCCACUGACGGCCCUAGGGACACUGACGUCAUCUACACGCUCAUCAUUCGCCGGAAGCCGCUCUUCUACAUCAUUAACAUCAUCGUACCCUGCGUGCUCAUCUCUGGCCUCGUGCUGCUCGCCUACUUCCUGCCGGCGCAGGCCGGCGGCCAGAAAUGCACAGUCUCCAUCAACGUCCUGCUCGCCCAGACCGUCUUCCUGUUUCUAAUUGCCCAGAAAAUCCCAGAGACGUCUCUAAGCGUGCCGCUGCUGGGCAGAUUCCUCAUUUUCGUCAUGGUGGUUGCCACGCUCAUUGUCAUGAAUUGCGUCAUCGUGCUCAACGUGUCCUUGCGGACGCCCACCACCCACGCCAUGUCCCGGCGGCUGCGCCACGUUUUAUUGGAGCUACUGCCACGCCUCCUGGGCUCGGGCGUGCCCCCCGAACCCCCCCGGGCCGCCUCGCCCCCCAGGCGGGCGUCGUCGGUGGGUAUCUUGCUCCGCGCGGAGGAGCUGAUCUUGAAAAAGCCGCGGAGCGAGCUUGUGUUCGAGGGGCAGCGGCACCGGCACGGGACCUGGACGGCUACCCUCUGCCAGAGCCUGGGCGCUGCGGCCCCGGAGAUCCGCUGCUGUGUGGAUGCCGUGAACUUCGUGGCUGAAAGCACUCGAGACCAGGAGGCCAACGGCGAGGAGGUGUCUGACUGGGUGCGCAUGGGGAAGGCCAUGGACAACAUCUGCUUCUGGGCAGCUCUGGUGCUCUUCAGCGUCGGCUCCAGCCUCAUCUUCCUCGGGGGCUACUUCAACCAAGUGCCCAAACUGCCCUUCCCGCCCUGUAUGUAGCCCUGAGCCCCUGGCCUGACCCCCACUUUCCCACCCAUGUCCAGGAGGAAGUAGAUUUUGAAAAACAAGUUGCUGCCCCCGCAGUAUUAUGAUGCUUUCCCACUGCGGGCAAAUCAUCGCUAGUUUGUAAAUUCCCAAGAGAUUUCUGUGCGGGCAUGUAUGUAGGUCUGGCCACUGUGCAGCAGGGGUCAGACGCUUCAGGUAGGCUGCUGGGUGCCAGUCUUCUAGAAAGCAAGGAUACCUGCCAUUCAGCCUUUCCCACCCAGUUUUCUUCAGGCCCCAGUCCCAUGUGACCUUCUGAACUACUUUACCCACCUGAUAGUGAAACAAGAGAUCCUUUUAGCAGGACUCCAUGCAGGGAGGUUGGAGUGAGGGAGUCAGGCCCCUCUGACCUGGCUCUGCUGGAGUGGGCAGGGGCCAGAUGCCCUCAGCACAGGUCCCCUGGCUUAAGGCUGAGGAUACCCUGCUCUGUCACUUCCUCUAGGUUUUCCUGACCCAGCACUGUCCACCCCCCACUCCUAUGACUCUCUCCUGCAGAUACUACUUCACCCUG